Molecule: messenger RNA, 2343 nt
Organism: Felis catus (domestic cat)
Lineage: Eukaryota; Metazoa; Chordata; Mammalia; Carnivora; Felidae
Gene: IL23A
Product: interleukin 23 subunit alpha
Exons: 4
Coding region: 1449-2039 (196 amino acids)
Biological process (GO): immune response; positive regulation of T-helper 17 cell lineage commitment; positive regulation of T cell proliferation
Cellular component (GO): extracellular region; interleukin-23 complex
Molecular function (GO): cytokine activity
Source: RefSeq, a predicted model, not a curated record
CUUCCAUUUGUGUACACCAUAUGUAGAGAGAGGCAAACCAUUUCCCACUCAGACUGAGAUAACCUAUCCGAUGCUGGAAACAUUUUAUCCAAAGGUAGAUUUACCACAGAGUCAUAAUAUUUGAAUCAAAAGUUUCACUGGGAAGUUUUGAAUAGUUCUAAGGGAAGGGAGGCCUCUAUCAAGGGUAAGUUUCUCAGAGAAGAAGAGUCAACCUCUUGGGAAGGCUUUAAGGACCAUCUGUGUGGUCAGCCAUGUCCUCAUUCUGACGUCCAAAUUGUUCUGGGACCCUCCACUGGGGUUGGGGCAGUCCCAGAUUUGGACCACCCCCCACUCCCACGCCCAACCUCACAGUCUCAGCUGUCUCACUGAAUGUUGCAUCAGGGAGAGUGAUGAAAUCAGUGUCAGCGGAUUUUACCCAUGGAUGCAACAGGCUGAAGGACUGGUCAGGGUCAUUGACACAGUGCACCUUCAACUCCCCAGAAUUCCUGGACUUCCUAGCUGUGGGGUAGGGACUGGGUGCUGGAAUAUCUAAAUUUGACUUGUAGUCCUUGCUUAAACUUGUAUCCCAAAAGAACCACCACCUGAACCCCACAGAUCCUAUGAAACGUUGGGCCACUAAGGUUGAGGAAUUAGAUGAUUCUUAGCAGCAAAUCUCUCCCUCCAAGAACCCUUCUAGCCUCCACAGUGAGGUCUGAAGUGGGAGCAGUAAUACUUUAUACGGCAUUAUAUGGCUUCCUAGUUCACAAAGUGCCUUCGCAUCCAUUCUUUCCCAGUGAAAAUAAUUGUUGCCAAGGGAGAAAAAAGAAGCCCCCUUGUUCUUAGAUAGAGGGCCCCAGAAGGGAACCAAACUUCAUUCCAAACUGAAUGGAAUCUCGCUAUCCUAUUGGGAAAUAAAAUGAAUGGUUGCAUUUUGGCUUUUCCUCAGGCAGGAAAAGGUAAGGAAGUUAGGUGGGGUGUGGAGGGAAUUAAGCUUUGAGAGGCCAAAAAGUGAGGGAAAGAUUGAACAGGAAGAAACUUGAGACUAGAUUCAUUUAAAUAUUCAUUCCUCCCACCCCCACCCCCUCUACAGCCAUUUCGAUUCAUGGAGAGCAUUACACAUAUGCCCCAUCCCAGGCCUCCAGCCACAGCAACCACACGUCUCAUUUCCCUUGGAACUGAGGCUGCAUACCUGGGCUCUCCACAGAGGGGGAUGAUGCAGGGAGGGGAAUCCCACCUGCUGUGAGUCACCUGCUAGUAUAAAGGGCGGGCCUUACAAUGCAAGGACCUUAAAAAGAGACUCAGACAAGGGGAGAAAAACAGCAGGAAGCAGCUCAGAAACUCAGUGAACAACAGAAGGAAGCAACAAAGAACGCAGAGCAUCAGGCUCAGAGCAAAGGGAAGUGGGCAGAGAUUCCACAGGGACUGGUGUGAGGCACAGGGCCAGCCAGAUUUGAGAAGCAGGCGACAAGAUGCUGGGGAGCAGCAGGGCUAUGCUGCUGCUGCUGCUGCUCCUGCUGCCACCGCUGCCCUGGACUGCUCAGACCCGGGCUGUGCCUGAGGGCAGUAGCCCUGCCUGGGCUCUGGGCCAGCAGCUCUCACAGAAGCUCUGCACGCUGGCCUGGAGUGCACAUCCUCCAACGGGACAUGUGGACCUACCAAGAGAACAGGGAGAUGACGAGACUACAGAUGACGUCCCCCACAUCCAGUGUGGAGAUGGCUGUGAUCCCCAAGGACUCAGAGACAACAGUCAGUUCUGCUUACAAAGGAUCCACCAGGGCCUGGUUUUUUAUGAGAAGCUGCUGGGCUCAGACAUUUUCACAGGGGAGCCCUCUCUACUCCCUGAUAGCCCAGUGGGCCAGCUUCACGCCUCCCUCCUGGGCCUUAGGCAACUCUUACAGCCUGACGGUCAACACUGGGAGACUGAGCAAACUCCAAACCCCAGUCCUAACCAGCCAUGGCAACGCCUCCUUCUCCGCUUCAAGAUCCUCCGCAGCCUUCAGGCCUUUGUGGCUGUAGCUGCCAGGGUCUUUGCCCAUGGAGCAGCAACCCUGAGCCCCUAAAGCCAAAAGCUUAAGCAUGGCACCCAGAUCUCCAUGGCUCAGCAGUGCAAAAAUGAAUCAGCCCAGGAACCUGUGAGCCAACAAGUGAAUUAGUCCAUUAAUUCUAAUGGAACUUGAAAAUGUUGAAAAAUUACCAACACUGACUAAUUUAUGAUACUGACCUAGGACAAAGUUGAGUAUUUAUUAACUAGAAAGGGAACACUUGAGAUUAUUUAUCCUCAUGGCAGCAGUUUGGGGAGGAUUAUUUAUUAUAUUUAUACUGAAUUAUGUACUUUUUUCAAUAAAGACUUAUUUAUGUGAAUGA